Messenger RNA from Ambispora leptoticha, 695 nucleotides. Lineage: Eukaryota; Fungi; Glomeromycota; Glomeromycetes; Archaeosporales; Ambisporaceae. The record is from the annotation of a GenBank genome assembly.
UACCCGAAACGAACAAAUAUGAUUCUCAUAAUGCGCUUGGAUCUGAGCUAAAAACGCUUCUUGAAAUACUUCCGGAAAAAGGUCCUAUAUCAGCAAGCAAAAGACAAGCGGUUCGCUCGCUCGAAGUGGGGAAUGUGUCUAUGGCACGCGUGAAGGCAAGCGGUUCGCUCGCUCGAAGUGGGGAAUGUGUCUAUGGCACGCAUGGUUUUGCUGUUCGAAUGAAACCAAUAAAACCAUACCCCUGCGGUCUCCGGUUGAGUGACUUUAUCACAGAAGGCAAGUGGUUCGCUCGCUCGAAAAGGCAAGCGGUUCGCUCGCUCGAAGUGGGGAAUGUGUCUAUGGCACGCGUGGUUUAUGACACUUUGCUUAAAUCCAAUAAACUUCAAGCAAACAUCGACUUGUGGAAUGAACAUAUGGAGAAAUUAGCAAGAUCAGAAGUUAACAGAGUGAAUAUGAAUGUCACAAUUCAGCGUAAUCUAGAAAAUGUGACAAUUACUACCGGCAUGUCGGCUGGUAUUCGGCAUUUUGAAACACUUGGCUCUGAACUGUUGACUUCCCAACAAGGUCGAGUCAUACAAGAGAAGUUCGUGAAACGCCCGGAGAAUACAGAUACAGGUACGGCUUUGAAAGAGGAUAAUUUGGAUGAUUGGGACAAUAAAGAAGAGGAAGAGCAAGUUGUGGAAAAAGAGAACAAA